Messenger RNA from Candidula unifasciata, 212 nucleotides. The record is from the annotation of a GenBank genome assembly. NCBI's taxonomy places the organism in Eukaryota, Metazoa, Mollusca, Gastropoda, Stylommatophora, Geomitridae.
CAAAAACUGGGAGCGUUUCAGCCGCCCCCUCCCCCAUUAAAAAGGAAAAACCUUCAACCAAUGCUGCCCCAGAAGCUUCACCAAAGAAAGGCAAAGAGUCACCAAAGGAAAAACCCAAGCAGGAUGCAGAGAAAGCCACAAAAGCAGGCCGUGGUCGUGGCAGGCCAAAGGGCACUACAGGCACAAAAAAGAAAACCCAGAAGAAGAAAUGA